CCCAUGAGGGUAAUUUUUCUAUGCAUCUAAAAAAGAAAGUUGAACAAUCCUACUUAUUCUGGGUCCUUUAGAUCUGCAAUCCUUCUAGACUAUGCCCAAAAUUUUAGUAUUCCCCAGAAAAUGGCUUUAGAAAAAGGAGGGGCAAGACAAAAAGCAUAUUUAAAAGUUUAUGAGGAUUUAGAGAAUAUAAUUAAUCUAGAGGCCCUUAAGAUGAUUUGCUAGAAUCAAGUUUCAUUAAAAUCAAGUAUAGUUUCUGCAGUGAAUUGUUCCCAGAAUGGAACAGGGAGCAACAUACAGGAGUGGUAGGUCUUCUUCAUAUGAGAGGCUAGUGGCCAUAGGCUUGACGCUUCUUGCUGUAGUCUCACCACUAUAUAUAGACAAGAGAGCAGUGAUUGAGCCAGAGCUUGAUGAACAAGAAAUCUAUAUAUCUUCUUAUUUGCCUCUGCUGCUUCUGGUUUUGAUCACAGCCAUCGUGUUUUCACGCUACCUGGACCGGAGCCUUGCUAGGUUUGAUGCGUACUGGAUUCACAGGGUCGGUGGUUCUUCAACCGGGAUUAUUGUGGUUCUCGUUGUUCUUGCAAUCGUUUUGAAAUGUAAAGCUUCCACGGAGGCAGCCUGAAGUGACAGAGUGGGCAGGGAGGCCAUACUAGUUAUGGCUCGGAAAACCAAUUACCUGAUAAGGAUUUGUUAAGGGUGAUAUCAGGGCGAUUUCCACUAUUGUGAAUCAUGGGUGCCGUAGAGCUUCUCAUGGAAAUACAGAAACGUAUCAUCGAAGAGUUAUAUAUCCUUGCAAUUCAUGCAUGCAGGCAGAGUUACUGUUAAAGUUAAUUCCUAAUUAUCUGUAAGUAUGAAGCUUGUUAAUUGUGGAGUACAAUAACUCUUGCUUUUUCUGAAACAAAAUCAGCAUC
This is a messenger RNA of Ilex paraguariensis (yerba mate), 908 nucleotides long. NCBI's taxonomy places the organism in Eukaryota, Viridiplantae, Streptophyta, Magnoliopsida, Aquifoliales, Aquifoliaceae. The record is from the annotation of a GenBank genome assembly.